Messenger RNA from Pelobates fuscus (common spadefoot toad), 2247 nucleotides. It is a transcript of the gene IGSF21, whose product is annotated as immunoglobin superfamily member 21. The record is from RefSeq and is a predicted model, not a curated record. The transcript has 10 exons. Gene Ontology annotation, biological process: homophilic cell-cell adhesion; heterophilic cell-cell adhesion. Lineage: Eukaryota; Metazoa; Chordata; Amphibia; Anura; Pelobatidae. Gene Ontology annotation, cellular component: adherens junction. The coding region runs from base 168 to 1568 and encodes 466 amino acids.
CUGGUCCAGUCGAUGCCAGGCUGUGUUGAGAGGUACAGAGCCCGCACAGCCUCUCAGUCCCGGCCGCCGGAGCUCAGGGGGCGGAAUGUACCCGCGGCACGAAGGGGCUCCGGGGGGCCCCGGCUUCUACCCAGCGGUGUGAAACAGAUGGAGGAACCGGGGUCAGCAUGGGGAAGAUGAGCUGCCCCGAGGUCAGCGCCCUCCUGCUGCCCCUACUGCACCUGGCACUGGGUUAUCUUACCGUCACCAUUGAGCCGGUCCCUCCGGUGGUGGUGGGAGACGCAGUAACCUUAAAAUGUAACUUCAAAACAGAUGGAAGGAUGCGGGAGAUCGUCUGGUACAGGGUGACAGAUGGUGGGACCAUCAAACAGAAGAUCUUCACGUUCGAUGCAAUGUUUUCUACCAAUUAUUCUCACAUGGAGAAUUACCGCAAAAGAGAAGACUUGCUCUAUCAGUCAACUGUGCGGCUUCCCGAAGUCCGCAUUUCUGAUAACGGACCUUACGAAUGCCACGUUGGAAUUUACGACAGAGCCACGCGUGAGAAAGUGGUCCUCGCUUCUGACAACGUAUUCCUUAACGUUAUGUCUCCUCCCAUAUCGAUUGCGGUGAUUGCGGCUGAAUCUCCCGCGCCAUUCAGCAGAUACCAAGCGCAGAACUUUACCCUGGUUUGCAUUGUAUCAGGAGGGAAGCCAGCCCCCCAGGUUUCAUUCAAGAGGGACGGGGAAUUUAUUGAAGUUGUUCCAAUGGCAGAGCCCCCAGCUGCUGCAGCCGGACUGAUGGCCAUUCGGGCGUCAAAGAACCUACUUAAUCGGGAUAUGGAUGACACUAAAAUGCAAAAAUCCCUUUCACUGCUGGAUACAGAGGAGAGGGGGCUGAGUCCUUUCACUGAAAAACCUUUCCGAAUACACACAGGUGACCAAGGACCUAUGUCCAUCCCUGUGACGGAGGCCAUCCCAGAAACGGUGGUCAGUCUAGAAUUUCCGCGUUGGGUUCACAGUACGGAUCCUGCUUAUUUCUUCCACCAAAUGCAUCUUCCAAUGAGUGAUGGGACAGUGGAGGUUCGAGCAAUGCUCACCUGGACUUUAAACCCACAAGUAGAUAAUGAAGCUCUGUUUAGCUGUGAAGUGAAGCACCCAGCACUCUCCAUGCCUAUGCAGUCUGAAGUUACACUAGCUGCUCCAAAAGGGCCGAAAAUAACCAUGAGUCCAACCAGAGCUCGGGUAGGAGACACUGUUCGGAUCGCGGUGCAAGGAUUCCAGAAUGAUGUCUUUCCGGAGCCUCUCUUCACGUGGACCAGAGUGGGAGGACGACUCCUCGAUGGCAGCUCAGAGCACGAUGGCAAGGAACUGAUUUUAGAAAGAGUUCCGGCAGAACUGAACGGCUCAAUGUAUCGCUGCACGGCACAGAAUCCUCUGGGUUCUACGGACACACACACCAGACUUAUAGUAUUUGAAAACCCCAAUAUUCCGAGGGGAGCAGAAGAUUCUAACAAUUCAGUUCCCGUUAUUGGCAGCUCCGGUCUUAUUUUGGUGCUUCUCAUCUUGACAGUAAUUCUGGAACUUACGUGAAAAGAAAAAACUUAAAACAAAAUGGGAGCCUGCCGAAUCCUCAAAGACUUCACAAAAAAAGUAUUCCGUUUACUUCAAUCAAUAAUUUUUUUUGUUUUUCUAUACUAGCUCCAGUCUUGUUAUUGGUGGAUUUCUGUCUGUGUUUUGGCUUUCUCAAGCUGAUAAAUUAAAAAAAAAAAAAAAAAACAACAAAAAAAAAUCUCUCCUUCUCAAUAUGUGUCUUUCCUGAUUCACCGCUGCCCCCCCAAAAAUGCACUGACUUCCAAAAAAAAUAAAAAUAGUAAAAAAAAAAAAACGACAAAAUGAUUCUACAUAAGAGUUAAUGCUUAGGAAACAUGGCGGCCGAAGUGAAGAAACGCUCCUUUCACUCCCCGAAUCUUUUUAACACGACACGAAGAGAAGAUCCUUCUAGCUGCGUGUGGACAGCAGACAUUUCUCUGGAGAGUUUAAUUGCAUAUUUUUGAAGAUAUUAUUGGUUCAUUACUAUAAAGAGUUUCUAAUUAAAAAAAGACACUUAAUAUUCCUAGUAACUAAUUGUCCGGUAACUUGGUUACAUUUAUAUUUAUAGCGACACAGUGGUUAUUACCAAUCUGACAGCUGUUACCGACCGUUAAUAUUCCCUAUUUACACUUAAAAAGUCAAAUCUUCAUUAAAGCAAGCUUUAUUUUCUUUGAUUAAA